AUUAGUGACAAAGAAAAGCAAAGUGUCAUUAAUGAAGUGAUAAUCUUAUCAAAAUUUGAUACCGAUUUUGUGGUUAAAUAUCACUACUCGUGGUCUGAAGGGAAACAUGUGUUCAUUCUUAUGGAGUAUUGUUCGCAAACACUCGGGUCUGUAAUUAGCGAUAAACCCAUUGUAUUUGGCAGACAAUCGUCAAAACAAUGGAUAUUUACGAAAUGCAUUAACUAUUUGCACAAAUCAAAUCCCCCUGUUAUUCACCGGGAUUUAAAACCCUCUAACAUUUUAAUUGGCAAAACACCUAAAAAUAAUCGGUUCAUGAAACUCGGCGACUUUGGUUUGGCCACCGAUCACAACAUGCCAUCCAUGAGCCACACUUGUAAUGUCGGCACUUCAAAGUUUAUGGCACCCGAAGUAUACAACACAAGCCGUUACACCACUAAAGUAGACAUUUAUAGUUUGGCAAUCAUUGCACAACAUUUGUUUGAUUUAUUUGAUAAUAAUGAUAAUCUGUUGAGAGAAUAUAAUUUAACCGAUUUCUCGUCAGAAUUUAAAAAAUUAUAUGAAAUAAUUGGCCAAAUGUCUAAUGCAAUGGCUGACAGUCGGCCGACCAGUGCUGAAGUGCUCGGCGAGUAUAACCACUGGUCAAUUGACAAACAUCAAAUUACCGCAAAUGAUACAGAAUUUAAUGUAUUUAAAAAUGUACUUAAAACUAAUGACAAUACAUUUUUCUAUGACUUUCUGACGUGUAAAUCACAAAUCGGCAAAAUUAAAUUUUUGGGAGAAAUAAGUUCGGGUGCUUUUGGAACUGUAUUUAAAGCAAAGUAUGGAUCGAAUAAUAAGAUCUUUGCCGUUAAAAGAGUACAAUUUGGAGAUUUUAAUGAAGAAAAGAAACAAAAAGUUUUAAAUAAAGUAAAAAAUUUAUCAAAAUUGGACAAUGAAUUUGUGGUCAAAUAUUAUAAAUCAUGGCAUGAAUCCAAUCAUCUCUUCAUUCAAAUGGAGUUCUGUCCGCAAAGUCUUCGAUCACUUCUCAAAGACAAACCCAUUGUCUUCGAGAGACAACCGGAAGAAGAGAUGAAUGUCUUUGAAUACUUUAUUUCAUGUGAAAUAUUCAAAGAAAUGCUUGAAUGCGUCCAAUAUUUACAUGAAUUGAAACCUCCAGUUAUUCAUCGGGAUCUCAAACCCGACAACAUAUUAAUUGAUCCCAACUAUAGGUCCGAUCGGUUCAUAAAACUAUGUGACUUUGGUUUAGCCACGUUUCACGACCCGCAACGACACACUGCCACCCAAUACCGGAACUCAGUUGUGGGCACCACUGGAUUUAUGGCACCCGAAGUUCAUUCGGGUAAACCGUAUAAUUACAAAUCAGACAUUUAUAGUCUGGCACAAAUCGGCGAACAAUUAUUUAAUAUCGAUUAUGAAGCAUCUCAAUCAUGUCAUACAAAUAAAUUGGUUGUCAAUACAUGCUUAAAAUGUAUGUCUGAGACACUCGUGGCAAUGAUGUCAACUCCUAUUUGGAGGAAUAGGCCUGAGUGUCGGGAAGUGUUGGCCAAACAUAACGAGUGGUCAAUUGAUAUGAGUGUUGUCACGACUCAUAAGGAAUUCAAUUUAUAUCAGGGCACGCUUUGUUGUACACGGUUAGGACACCCCGACCCACACGCCUAUUGUGCCGCCGAUGUUUGUUUGGGCACUAAACUGACCAUGGUGAAGGGCAAAUUUGAUUGCAUAGUAACCGCUGUGGCCUCUAAUGGCCUGCUUAUGCACGUCGGGGGCGGAACGGAGGCCCAGCAGCGGGCGAUUAAGCGCUUCACUACCGUAUCCUUAACCGCACUGUUAUUGCGAUCGGUGCAGAACCGGCGCCGACCGCUCUCCAGCUCCCCAUCGAUAGUAACGAUAUUAUCGGACGAGCAUUUGGACGCCCGCCGCGACAGUCGCCGGUGCUCUCGCGUUGUGUACGCUAUGCGAGUGUGUGAGCCAACCGGCACCGGUAAAGCCCGCGUUUAUAUUAAACACGUGAUCGUUACGGUAUUUCAUGGCCACUCGCGUCGGCAAUACUGGACCGUCGGUUGCGUUAAAUACUUGGUUAACACUUCGCCAGAACUCCCGGUCCGGACGCGUGAAAAAUCGUUGCCCUCCAUAGCGAAGUACAUGUCGGGCGCCGGGCAGUCGACCCGCUGUUGGCCGGACUCGUACUCCACG
Molecule: messenger RNA, 2193 nt
Organism: Medioppia subpectinata
Lineage: Eukaryota; Metazoa; Arthropoda; Arachnida; Sarcoptiformes; Oppiidae
Source: the annotation of a GenBank genome assembly